CAUGGCCUCUCCCAAGCAGAGCCGAGGGGUAGGACCACCAGACCCCACGGACAUUGCUGCCCUACAGCCGAGAAUGAUGCUCCAUGGUGAGAGGGAAGGGGCCAUGGCCACAGCCCUAGGUCCUGCUGCCCGUGUGGCUGCUGCUGCCAGCGGGCCGUGGUGCAAAGCCUUCCUGGUGCUAGCCAUCUGCCUGUCUGCCACCGCUCUCCCGUACAGCCUGGGGUCUCUGGCUGCUCUGCCCCAGGCCUCCCCGGGCUCCCUGGCUCCUUCCCACGCUUGGCCGGGCUCGCCAGCCUCCCAGGGAGGGACAAGUGACAAUCUGGUGGCAACACAUGGGGACCUGCCCAAUGAACCGGCGAUGCAGCAGCAUGGGAGGGUGCUGAUGGGCUCAGUGGGCAUGCCAGGCUGCUUCCCGGGGGCUGAAGGAGACAUGAUCCAUGGUACAGAUGCCGAGGGAUGGAGCCUGGGGACACCGACCACAGCCACUGCCUCUCCCUCGACAGCUCAGACCUCACCACAGCGGCAGACUGGAUCCAGGCACAGGGAAGGGCUCAGGCUGGGCACAGCAGUGGCUAUGACGCUGUCCUCUGCACCGUGGCUUGGCACAGGGGUGCCUGCUACCUCGACUCGGCUCCUCCAGACCAUGGGUGACCCCAGUCCUGGCUCCCGGCAUCACCUUGCUCUGGGAAGCCUCCGUGGCACAGGACUAGGCUCGCAUGAUGCAACGCGGGUGCCUGCAGUGACCUCAGCCCAUGGGCUUGGGCAGCCAGCGGGCACGGCAGAGCCCCAAAGCCCACGGGGGAGGUCUGAGGGCACCCCCUGUGCUCAGGGUGAGCCGGCUGCCUGGGUCCCUGCCGCCUCCCCGGCACGGCUGCAGCCUCCCUCCCUGUCCACCGCUGCCUCCAGCCCCUCCGCAGGGGCUGCAUUGCUGGAGGUGAUGCCCACCCAGCUGGCCUCACCCGAAGGGGCUGCUGGGGGGCUCACGUCCCAUCUGAUGCCCCAGCACCUGCGGGGUCAGCAUGGAUGCUGACGGGUACUCCCUCCCAGAGCCACAGCACAGCGGACCGGCCCAGAGGUGAGCAGACACUGGCCCUUGGGGCAUCCCCUGACCAUUGGAACAUGCCCCGCAGAGCAGAUCUCAGCCUGGCUGCAAGCUCUAAGCCUCCUGCUGUGGUCACAGCCAGCGAUUUGCCUUCUCGGGCCAGAGCUGUGACGGCAGCGCAGGCUUCCAGUGACAUGCCUGCGUCUGAUCAAUCUACAGCCAGUGGCUUCUCUGAUGUCCAGCAUGGAGCUUCGGUUGCCAGAGCCACAGCGAGGAGCUGCAAUGGGCAGAAGGAAGCGGUAAGACCAAGCCCUGGCCUGCCUGACCUUGGUAUGGGUGAGGACCACACCGCUGCUCCUCACCUGGUGCCCCUUCCAGGGGUGCCCUCAGCUCUGUCAACAGAAAGGACAUCCAGCUCGACUGAAACGCAUCCUGGCACUGUGCGGGUACCCUCUGCUCUGACACCCGAGAUGCUCUGGGACACACGGCCUGCUGGCACCUUCCCGCAUGGCGAAGCUGCUCUGCUGGUGGACACCGUCUUGGCCAAGGUCCCAGGGAAUAGGUCUGGACUUCUGACCACUGUCUUGGCAUCACUUCCCGGUGCUGAAUUGGCUCAUGAUGUCAACCACCCACAAGUGCUGGCUCCCUUCCUUCCUACAGCAGAGUCUGGGGGACCUGCUGUCACCUCAGGGAAACUAAGUGAUCUGUCCUCCUCUGCUGCACGGCAGACUCUGCUGACAUCCACUGAAGCCCACCCUUCCGCUGCUCGGACCAGGGCCCCCAGCGCUGCAGGUCCCCCUGUGACUGGGGUGAGCUCGGCAGCCCCUGAUGCCAUCCCAGAGCCUGGAGCAACCAAAGCCCCCUGCAAGGAUGGAGCUGCUACGGUGGCUUCCCCCUCUCCAGGAGCUGCAGGUGUGACCCAUGGCUCCCCCCUGGGCUCACCUACCCAGAGGCCAUCCCUGCAUCCAGCUCCCUUCCUCACGACAGCAUCUGAGGAUGGACCCACUGCAAUGCAACGCCAGGCCAUGAAGGUGGCGGAGAUGAGCGUGCUGCCUGGAUGGGUGGCUGUGGCAGAAGAAGCCGGGCACGGUGAGCCCAGGACAGUAUCGGCAGGACCCACUGCUGCUCCAGCAGGACGUCCAGGGCCCACCCAUGCCAGCCCAGGCUCUGCGCCUCCUCCCAGCUCCAAGAACCCUGCUCCGGAGCAUUGCUCUGAGGCUGUGCACCGCACUGGCCCCACAAGCUUGCCAUCUCCAUCCUACCUGCUGACUUCUACUGGAGCUGUGCAUGCAGCCAGCUCCCUGCCUGGCUUUCAAACCCUGGCUACACCAGCAGGAGUGACCUUUGAUGCUCAGUCCGUGUCCAGUCACUCUGUCACCUCCCAGCACCCCUCCACAGCCAGAGAGCAUCUCCCUGCAGCUGCAGAAGAGGCCUUCACCCCAGCUGAGCUGAUGACGAUGGGCAAACCUGGCUCCCCAGGGGUGAAGCCCCCUGCAUCCCACCCCCCCGGGCACCCCUCUCCUGCACAGCCUCUGCCCGUACACGUGCUGCCCUUGCAGUUCCGGCUGUUGGGCAUCACUUACACCGAGGCUCUGAGCAGCAGGGCUUCAGGGAGCUACAGGGAGCUGGAGGAAGAAGUGAGCCUGAUGCUAAACCAAAUGCUGUCCACCUAUGAGACCUUCCUGCAGGCAAAUGUCCUCGAGUUUAUGAAUGGCUCGGUGGUUGUGCGAGGGGAGGCUCUGUUCCGGGGGGAUGUUCCUGCUCCCACCAACUCCCACCUCAUCCGGACGUUCAUCACAGAGGCGAGCAGGGGAAGGAGCGUCUUCAGCUGGCAACUGGAGCCGCAAUCUGUCCAGUCCGGUGGCUUCAGCCUGGAGAACCUGGACCCGGAGAAGCUGUCCAUCUCUCUCACCGUCCUGCAUCUUGGGAGGAGCAGGACAGACGCCCUGGAGAGGCUGAUCAGCAAGGUGACUCGGUCUCUCAGUGCCCUCUACCAUGUGAGGAACUUCACUAUCGCCCGGCUCAGAAACCUCAGUGGGGACCUGGAGAUCACUGGAGACGUCUACCUCGACACGAUCGUCCAUCCUGAUGUCGCAGAGAUUCUGCAAGCCUUGACAGCUCUCGCAACCUGUUCUGUGGACCUGACGUCCCUCUUGGUGGAGGGAGCCAGGCUUCGCCUGCAGGUUUACCCGGUCUCCUUCCUCAUCACCAACAGACACUUCAGCGAGGACCUUCUGGAUCCACUCGCUAUAGAGCACCAGAAGCUCACCAGAGACCUGGGUGAUGCGGUGGCGAGAGCCCUGAGGGACAACAGGAGCUUCCUGCAAGUGGUGAUAAGAGGAUUCCUGCCUGGCUCCUUGAUCUGCCAUGGGGAUGUGGUCUUCCAGCACCCUGCUCCGACCAGCCUGGAAGUUUUGGAGGCACUUGCGCUCUCACUUGGGCCAAACAAGGCUUUGGCUGGUUCAGACUUCCAGGUGGACCCAUACUCUCUUGCUGUGGGAGAGGACACCCUGGAGCCCCCCCCACCCGAACCAGGCUCUCCCGAGUACGGCGUGGCCAUCGCGGUCGUGUGCGGCCUCUGCAUCAUUACUGCUCCCAUCGUCUUGCUGGUGUGUCUGAGGACCAAGAGGCUCGGCUGGCGGGAUGUGGCGGUCCUUUGGGACAGAAGAGACCCUGAAGUGGGGACCCAGACCCUGGAAAUGGAUAACCAAGGAUUCUGGGCAUCCUCUGGACAGGGCCCUGAGGAUGCUCAUACACACUGGCAAAAUGACUCUGCCUGACGAGAAGAUGCAGCUGAUGAGGAGGAGCCCGAAGAGGAGUUGUGGGGGGACAGAUGCUCACUGGGCUGCGGCUGCCAAACCCUCCCUGAGAAGGAUGUGGGCUCAGGUGUAAAUGGAAUAACUUUGUAUGUUGAACUUUAAUAAACUCUUUAUAGAAUGUCAA
This is a messenger RNA of Gymnogyps californianus (California condor), 3985 nucleotides long. RefSeq names its product mucin-1-like. The record is from RefSeq and is a predicted model, not a curated record. The transcript has 12 exons. NCBI's taxonomy places the organism in Eukaryota, Metazoa, Chordata, Aves, Accipitriformes, Cathartidae. Gene Ontology annotation, biological process: visual perception. The coding region runs from base 1024 to 3822 and encodes 932 amino acids.